AUGGAAGGCCGAGGCUUGACCCUGCGAAGCAAGUCUCGCCGGCAACGCCCGCAGAUCAGUGCUCCCAAACCCAUUUCCGGCCCCUUGCCCGCCAAUACCAGAUCCCCCGAUCCCGGUCAAGCCGCCGUCCCCGCGGGCCGCGACCGAGCUCCCCAGAGCGAUGCCACGUCCGAUCUGGUGAAGCGACGCUACUCUACCAGGUUUAACGCCGCCCCCGACUUCGAUGUCAGUGCUCCACCGAUCCCCGCCCUCCCGACUGCGGCACAAGGUGGUUAUGGUGGCCUGGGUGCCCCAAUCCCGGCCUCCAAACAACUGUCGCCGGCCGAAGGGGCAGCACCCGCACCCGUGGUCGAUCUGAACGCUUUGCGAGACCCCAGUCUACCGGUGGAACGAUAUGUCGCCAACCUCCUUGCCAACGCGUCCGAGGAGGAGAUCCAGAAUUACCAGGACAAACUGCGAAAAGUCAAGAACCGAACGUCGACCGACCUCCAGCAGAAUGUGUAUCAGAACCGCACACAAUUCAUCAAGAUCAGUAGAGAGGCGGAGAAGCUCAAGGAUGAAAUGCGAACGCUACGUACCCUGAUGUCCGAGCUCACGAGUGCACUGGGUCAGACCUCCGUGGGCAACACGCCCAAUCCAAUGUCGCCGGCAGAUGAUCAUUUUCCCAAACGCAGCUCGAACCGCAGCUCCGUUGCCAACCUGGAGAGCAUGUGGAGCGUCCAGUUGCAGACCUUGUGGAAAACCGUCGAAGGCUCCCAGAAAUUCCUGCCGGCGGUUCCGGGUCGACAUAUCGUGUUGGAGACGGGCAAUUGGGCUGAGCUGGAUUCGGCAACCUGGAAGCCAAGACGUCCCGUCCACAUUGUCCUGUUGAACGAUCAUCUGCUGGUGGCUGCAAAGAAACGCAAGCGAGUCGACCAGAAUAACCCCAACCACCGAGGACCCGUGCCGACCAAGCUCGUGGCAGAGGAGUGUUGGCCGCUGCAGGAUAUCGACAUGAUUGAUUUGGCCGCUAACCUGGGCACGGGCGCCGCGCGAGAAGAAGCCCUGGAUCGCGGCAUUGGGAACGCGAUCAGUAUUCGGGUCGGAACCAAGCCGUUUACCUACCGUCAAGACAAGCGUGACACGUCGACCAAGAACGAACUUUUGGCGACAUUCCGAAAGACGGUGGAGGAUCUGCGACGAACCCUACGUACAGAAACCGAGGCUGCCUCCAAGCCUCUAGAGGCGUAUGGGUACCUCGCCGGGCGCCACAUGUCGCCAUUGCUCAAAUCCGAACCCUUUGACCUUGGGGAUGGCCCUCGCGAUAAGUCCGAACUGCGCAUCGAUGUCGAUGGCAAGCAGCAGAACCUCCGGUGGGUGGAGGGACAGGUGGACGAGUUGGACAUUGACAUCGCACUGCAAAGGUUCGAGGCGGCGGUAUCCAGUAUUGAACGACUGCGAAAACUCGCAAAGGGACUCAAGGGAAACCCUGUCGCCCAGGAGGUUAUCAAUACCAAGGUUGACGGACGAGCCACACGGUUGGCAGGCAUGCUUUCCCGCGCCUUGGUGGACACGCACUCGUUUCCGGCGACAACCAAAACGAACGUCACCUGGCUGAGCCGCUUGGGUUUCGAGGAUCAGGCGCGCGAGACGUACCUCAAAGCACGAUCUGACGUGAUUGCCAAACGCAUCCGGGCCUGCGUCUUCGAGGGCGACCUCCCACUUUACAUUUUUCAAAUUUCAUACGUCUACUUCUCGCUCAUCAAGAACACCAUUAGCAUCUACCAACAGUGCUUCCCGGGCGUCAUGACCAGCUCUUGUAUCCGCUGGGCCAAGCAUCAUCUGGAUGGAUUCAAUGCUCUACUCAGCCGCCAGCUCAGCAGUGUACAACGCGGCACCUCGGUCUGGCAGAAGUGUCUCGACAUUGUUCGCGAGCAUGCCGACCUGUUGACAGAGGUAGGUGUCGAUUUCACCGAUUUGGUGGCACGGGGCCUGGAGGAAAACGGCGAACUGGCUCCUGUUGGUCGAACUGUACAGCCGGAUAAGGUGGUGGCGGCCCCGGCGCCCUUCACCCCAGUACUUUAA
Penicillium cinerascens is the source of this 2064-nucleotide messenger RNA. Its product is annotated as exocyst subunit EXO84. The transcript is spliced from 3 exons. Gene Ontology annotation, biological process: Golgi to plasma membrane transport; intracellular protein localization; exocytosis. Gene Ontology annotation, cellular component: exocyst. NCBI's taxonomy places the organism in Eukaryota, Fungi, Ascomycota, Eurotiomycetes, Eurotiales, Aspergillaceae. The record is from RefSeq and is a predicted model, not a curated record. Bases 1 to 2064 code for a protein of 687 amino acids.